CGGAUGACCAUAUAAAGGAUAGGGGUGGGAGGGUGCUGUUCACUGUGUGGUGCCCAGCUGGCAGCAAUGGAGCGCAAGUUCACCAAGGUGCUGAGCCGGCCGGGCAUGGCUGCACAGCUCCGAGAGAAUGUCAGCCAAGCCGUCAAGGAGACCACCAUACAGACCCAGAGGCACAUCACGGAGCCGCUGGACUACGAGACCUACGUCUCCAAGAACAUGACCAUCCUGCGGAACGACCCGCAUCGGGAGCUGCUGCUCUUCCCGCUGGACGAUGUCGAGCAACACUCGCGUGAGCAGCACAGCGCGGCGCUGGGGACCUCGCUGGAGCAGCAGGCGCUGGAGCGGGCCGAGCGGCUGGUGAUUCGGCAGUGCCUCGAGACCUACACCGCCCGGCUGGUCUCCGUCAAGUACAAGUACGACGCCUACGCCGGCACCUACCUGCAGCUGCCCAGGUUCCCCCGGGCGCCGACGCUGGCGCCGUACGUGUGCGAGGCCGACCUGGACGUGGACUGCACCGACUCGCUGGAGGUGCAGGCCGUCUCCAAGUCGGGCUUCCUGCUGCGCGGCACCGACGGCGCCGGGGACAAGCUGUUCGCCAAGUCGUUCAAGCGCCGCUUCGCACGUCUCAGGCAGGGCGCUGACGGCAGCUACGUGCUGGAGUUUUACAAGGAUUCCAAGUCGUCUGAGAGCAAGGGUGCCAUACCUCUGGACCUGGUGGCCGAGGUGGUCAAGCACCAGAAGCGUGGGAAGCACAGUUUCGAGCUGCGGACGACAGACGGCGGCAAGGCAUACCUGCUCACGACGGAGACUGAGGCUGAGCUGCUGGAGUGGGUCCAGACGGUGGGCCGCGCCGUGGCCCUCACCAAGGACGACCGACUGAGCGUCGCCUCAGACGUGUCGGCCACUGACAGCUCGGGCUCUACGCUGCCGGCCAGCUCGGACGAGCGGUUCGGCACGCUGCGCGGCCUGGACCAGAGCCUCAACCCGCAGCUGAACCGGUACGCGCACGAGACCGACUACAUGAUCGGCCAGGCGCGCGGCGAGGGGCGGCUGCCCGUCUUCCAGCUCUACCCGGACAUCCAGUCGACGCCGCUCUCGACGGCCUCCUGCGCCGACCACCUGCGGACGGAGCCGUUCUCAGAGGUGCACGGCGUCACAGUGCUGGUGCGCUGCGAGAGCCUGCAGUUCCGGCUCCAGAUGCCCGUGGACGACACUGCCGAAAACCUCAGCCAGAUCGAGCCGUACUUCACCUCCCUCUGCCUGUACGACGCCAAGCAAGGCCGCAAGAUCUCCGAGGAGUUCUUCUUCGACGUCAACGAUCCGUACAUCCGCAACCUGCUGCCGAAGGCGGUGUCCAAGCACAAGGAGACGGGGACCACGCUGCUGCCGGACCUCAUCCACGCCCCGCUCGAGUGGCUCUCCUACCCCCGACAGGCGCUGUUCACGGUCCAGCAGCCACACAGCGAGAUCUUCCUGGUGGUGCGCGUGGAGAAGGUGCUGCAGGGCUCGGUGGCCGUCUCCUGCGACCAGUACAGCCGGCCGGCCGACGCCAAGCACCUGGCCAAGAUGCACUGCCAGAUUCGCCAGUCGUGCGACAGGUUGGGCGGCUACCGCAUGCCGUUCGCGUGGUCGGCGCGGCCUCUGUUCCGCUCGACGGCCGAUCUGGACCCGGCAGACUUCGCCGCUCUCUACCGGCACGAGCCCAACAGGAUGACCGACGAGGACAUCCUCAAGCUGCUGCAGGACUGGCGCAAGCCGGACAAGCUGAGCCGGCUGUCGGUGAUCCCCGGUUCUCUGAAGGUCUCCGUCCAGCUGCACGGCGGCCAGCCGCUGGAGAAUUGCCUGUCGCCGUCGCUGGUGCCGCUGCGGCCGUUCGCGGUGCCGCCGUCAUCGCCGCCCACGCUGUGGCUGCAGACGCUGCCGGCGCCGGCGCCCGAGCUGGCCUCGCCUCACACCGGCUACACCAACCUGCUCUACGUCUACCCGCGCCGCCUCAAGUACGACGCGCAGAAGACGUUCAAGGCGCGCAACAUCGCCUGCCGCGUGGAGCUGCGCCAGGGCGACGACGAGGCGUCCGCGCCGCUCCAGUGCUUCUACGCGCGGCCGGGCCAGGGCGCGAGCUACGUGACCAGCCAGAUGACGUCGGUGCUGCACCACGAGACGAACCCCAGCUGGGGCGCCGAGAUCAAGCUGGGCCUGCCGCUGGCCAUCGACGAGCGGCACCACCUGCUCUUCACCUUCUACCACGUCAGCUGCCAGCCCAAGACGGCCAAGCGAGGACAGGAGGCGCCAGACACGCCCGUCGGAUACAGCUGGAUACCCCUGCUCAGCAAGGGCAGGCUGAACCUGGACACGCAGACGGUGGCCGUGGCCUCCUACCUGCCAGCUGGCUACCUGGCUGUGGAGCCGCUCGGGCUGGGCAAGGGGUACGCCGGGCCCGGCAUCCACUGGGUGGACGGCCAGAAGCCGCUGUUCAAGGUCACGUUCCGGCUCGUCUCCACCGUCUACACCACCGACCAGCACCUGCACAACUUCUUCCUGCACGCGCACCGACUGCGCGAGACGCGCAUGCCCACCGUGCACGCGUCCGACAACGAGACCACCAAGCAGGUCAAGGUGGUGCACCAUCUGCCUAAAAUACUCAAGGCGCUGCACGCCAUCGACGUGGCCACGCUGAUCCGCUUCCUGCCGACGCUGCUGAACCAGCUGCUGCGCAUCCUGGUCAGCAGCGACUCAGACGACGUAGUGCAGAACACGCUGCGGGUGCUGACGCACGUCAUCACCACCCUGCAUCAGGUCGGCCGGCAGCGGCUGGUCGACAUCUACACCCGGCACGUGCUGGCCGAGUGGCGUCUGCCGCCAAGCGGCCAGACCUGCGUGCACGAGGCGCUGUGCCGCGGCCUGUGCCAGCUCCUGCAGCCCAGCAACAUGGACUUCCUGCUGGUGCACAAGCUGCUGCGCCACUCCAGCUCGCUGUUCGACAUCAUCAUGAAGUCGAUGGCGCUGCAUCUGCUCAACUCAGGCCGCAUCAAGAUGCAGCGCCACGAGCGGUUCACGGCCAGCUUCAACAAGCAGCUGGAGACGAUGCUGGAGUCGUUCUACCCGUACAUACUGCAGAAGUACAAGGAGCUGCCGCUGGAGACGCGCGAGGCCAACCGCAGCAUGGCCGCUCUGCUGAAGCGCUGCCUGAGCCUGAUGGACCGCGGCUUCGUGUUCCGCCUCAUCACCUCGUACCUGGAGAAGUUCAGCCUGGCCGACCCGCGCCUCCUCUGGGAGUACAAGUUCGAGUUCCUGCAGAUGGUGUGCGCCCAUGAGCACUACAUCCAGCUGAACCUGCCCAUCUUCAACCCGGCGCGCACCAGCAUCCGCUCGCUGCACGACUUCCAGCAGGAGUACUUCAUGUCCGAGUCGUUCAGCGCCAAGCACUACCUGACCGGCCUGAUGCUGCACGAGCUGCGGCUGGCACUCAGCCAAAUCCCCGACGUGCGCCGCAUGGCCAUCCACGCCGUCCGUGACCUGGUCGUCAAGCACGCCUACGACGACCGCUACCAGACCAAGGGCCAGAAGGCGCGCAUCGCCACGCUGUACUUCCCGCUGGUGGGCAUCCUGCUGGAGCACCUGCACCGGCUGGAGGCGGCCGUGCCGGCGGCGCCGGCGACGGCGGCGGGGACGGGGUCAGCCGUCAGCCGCGCCGCGUCCCAUCGCUCCACGGCCACCUGGCAGACGAGCUACUCCUGGGCGGCCGCCGACGGCACCUCAUCGCUGGGAAACCGCAACAGGUUCGCCCCAAACAUGGACCUGGCGUCGCACGCCAGGGUGGCGCAGCGCGAGUCCACCUACCUGGCCUACAUCGCCGGACAGAGUCAGCAGGCGUCGGAGAGCAGCGCCGCCUCCACCAUCAGCCUGGCGUCCACGGCCUCCUCCCAGACGGACACGACGGUCGAGUCGGCCGUGCACGCCGAGAACGGCGACGCCUCGUCGCAGCGCGCCCUCGAGCUCGGCGACACGGACAGCCAGCCGGGCGGCAAGCGCUCCACGCACAAUAGGACGCUGAGCACAGCGCACGACCCCGGCGCGCUGUACCGGUACGACAAGCUGCUGCCGGGCGAGGCGCGCGACCUGCUCGUCUGCUUCCUGCACGUGGUGCGUCACGUGCCCGACGAGCUGCUCGUCACGUGGUGGAAGUACGCCGCCGAGGACGACGUGGUCAACUUCUUCACACUCGUCCAGAUGUGCCUGUGCCAGUUCCGGUACUCGGGCGGCCUCAUACGCGCCCACCCGCGCGUCAGCGAGGUCAAGAAGGCGUUCACGCUGCCUGCCCGCAUGGACCCGGCGGCGGCGGCGGCCGGCGGCGGCGCUCCCAGCGAGCCGGUUCUUCCGGAGCCGGCCGGCGGCGGCGGAGGCGCCUCGGCGGUCGGUGCCACGCCGCCGCACCUGGCCAGCGAGGUGGCGCUGGUGGCGCUGGACCUGGCCUGCCUCUACUCGGCCCACUUCUCGGAGCGGGUGGCGCAGCGCGGCGGUCAGAACGCCCAGAUGGCGCUGCUCACCGACGUCUACCUGGGCCUGCUGCACCCGGGCCAGUCCGAGGCCGUGCUGCGGCACGCCUUCGCCGCGCUCCGCAUGUUCGUCCAGCACUACAGCGCCGCCCUGUAUCACGGCCCUGCCGAGCUGUGCGGCCGCCUGUGCUACGACCUGCUGCGCUGCUGCAACAGUCCGCUGGCCAGCACGCGCCACGAGGCCUGCGCCCUGCUCUACCUGCUGAUGCGCGGCAACUUCGAGUUCACCAACCGCAAGGCCUUCACGCGGGUCCACCUGCAAGUGAUCAUCAAGGUGUCCCAGCUGCUGGGUGAGUCGGUGGUGCUGGACUCGUCCCAGUUCUACGAGAGUCUCUCGCUCAUCAACAGCUACGCCAACAGCGACAAAGUCAUGACCCGGACCGGUUUCGUGUCGGACGUGAAGGACCUGACGAAGCGCGUGCGGACCGUGCUGAUGGCGACGGCGCAGCUUAAGGAACACGAGAACGACCCGGCCGUGCUGGUCGACCUGCAGCACAGCCUGGCCAACAGCUACGCCAGCACUCCGCAGCUGCGCGAGACGUGGCUGCGCAGCAUGGCCAAGUGCCACGUGCGCGACGGUAACCUCUCCGAGGCGGCCAUGUGCCAGGUACACAUCGCGGCGCUGAUGGCCGAGUACCUGCUGCAGCGGGGCGAGCACGAACUCGGCUGCCAGGCGUUCCACGCCGUCUCCGCCAACGUGGUGCGCGACGAGAACAACCUCAAGUUCGAUCUCGGCAUCGGUGACCUCUGCUACACGGAGGAGUCGCUGGUGGCGCAGCUGAAGGUGUGCGCCGAGGCCAUGGAGCUGUGCGAGCGGCAGGAGCUGCUGCCCAACGUGUACGACAUCCUGGUGCCCAUCUACCGCAGGCGGCGCAGUUACGGUGAGCUGGCGGAGGCGCACCAUCACAUGCACCGCUGCUACAAUCGGAUCGUGCAGCUGAACAUCUCCGGCCGCCGCCUGCUCGGCACCUACUUCCGGGUCAUCUGUCUGGGUCAGAACUACUUCGACAAGGACCACGACCGCGAGUACGUGUACAAGGAGCCCAAGGUCACCUGCCUGGCGGAGGUCAGCGACAAGCUAUACCACCUGCACUGCCACAAGUUCGGCAAGGAAAACGUGCGCAUCAUCAAGGACUCGGCCCCGGUGGUAAUGGCCGACCUGGACCCGCGGCUGGCCUACAUCCAGGUGACGCACCUCACGCCCCACUGGGACGACGUCGACCUCGACGCGCGGCCCACGGAGUUCGAGCGCAACAACAACAUCAAACAGUUCAUGUACGAGACGCCGUUCACGCGCGGCGGCGGUCCACGCGGCCCCGUGGAACAGCAGUGGCGCCGGCGCACUGUGCUCACCACCGACUACUGCUUCCCCUACGUGCGGACGCGGAUACCGGUCAUCCGGCGCCAGGAGUACGAGCUGUCGCCGAUCGAGGUGGCCAUAGACGAGAUGACGCGGCGGUCCAGGGAGCUGGUCGAGGUGGUGGAGCGCCAGCCGACCGACGUCAAGAAGCUACAGCUGCGGCUGCAGGGCAGCGUGAGCGUCCAGGUGAACGCCGGCCCACUGGCGUACGCGUCCGCCUUCCUCGAGGAGAGCGUGCGCGCCUCCUUCCCGGGCGACAAGCUGUACCAGCUGAAGCAGGCGUUCCGCGAGUUCGUGGACGCGUGCCAGCGGGCGCUGUCACUGAACGCGCAGCUGCGGGCCGACGACCAGGCCGACUACCAUGGCUCGCUAGAGGCCGGCUUCCAGGACCUGGUGGCCGCGCUCGGGCUCAUCGUCGGCGAGAGCUUCCCGGUCAAGACGGAGCUGGCGCGGCACUCGCAGCAUCUCAGCGGCCUCUUCCUGCUGAGCAGCAUGACCGGCUCCAGCUCGGUCUGAGCUCAGCUCAGCUCCAGCUCCAGCUCCGACUCAGCCUCAGCUUCGACGUCGUGCCAGCUCCAGCCCCAGCAGCGUAUCUCAGCUCCAGCUUCGUCUCGACUCGGCGACUUCGGUGUCAGCGCCAGCUCCGUGGGAGCAGCAGCUUCGGGCUCGGCUCGGCUCGGCUCGGCUCGGCGCAACUCGGCGUCAGCCGCGGCUCCAGUUCCGGGCGCCAGUGGGCCGCUAAGUGUGGUGUUGGGGCGGUCGCCGGGCGGGCUGGCGGCCUGUGCUGUCACCCGCUGAGAGAGGCGACGCACUGUUGACAACGCACGCCCCCCCCCCCCCCGCUCGAAGGGAUGCGCUUCCUGUGUGCCUGCCGUUACUUUCGGCAAAGAGCUACGGUCUUGUGCUUGUCCUUGCUCUUGUUGCGUUUUGCGAACUGGUGCCAGAAAUAAUCGUGCAAUUGUUGGUCAGCAAGCGCAUGUGCCUGUUCGUCUAUGCGUGCGGUUUUGUGAUAAUGGCUUAUAGCAUCCAUUUCACCAGGGCUCUUUGCCCAAUAAUUCGCUGGUGUAUGUAACUUUGAUGAGAGUGAUGGUGUAAUGUAUCUGCCAUUUGCGUAUUUAUUUUAGUCUACCAUGGUGACACUAUUUAACUCGGUAACUCAUUCAGUCUCGUGUUUCUUGUUACCGCGGGCCCCUUUUGGCUUUUACUUAACGGACUGGCCACGUUCCGGUGAUGUGAUGCGCCGUAUCGGGGUACCACACCCAGCCGACGCAGCUCGUGGACGGAGCGCUCCGGCGGGCCGCCUGCUGUCGUCAGGCGCCCCACCCCCUGUCCGUGGAGUGUGGGCCCCUGGUGGCACGCGCCGCCGCCGCCCAACGGAAUACAGCGGCAGGAGGGA
Pollicipes pollicipes is the source of this 7312-nucleotide messenger RNA. Its product is annotated as dedicator of cytokinesis protein 9-like. The record is from RefSeq and is a predicted model, not a curated record. Gene Ontology annotation, biological process: small GTPase-mediated signal transduction; positive regulation of GTPase activity. Gene Ontology annotation, molecular function: guanyl-nucleotide exchange factor activity. NCBI's taxonomy places the organism in Eukaryota, Metazoa, Arthropoda, Thecostraca, Pollicipedomorpha, Pollicipedidae.